Molecule: messenger RNA, 616 nt
Organism: Drosophila ficusphila
Lineage: Eukaryota; Metazoa; Arthropoda; Insecta; Diptera; Drosophilidae
Exons: 1
Coding region: 185-526 (113 amino acids)
Source: RefSeq, a predicted model, not a curated record
GUUAGGUAACAGCUCCCAAAGAUCAGCAAACAUCGAGUAGAGCUCGAAAAACACCUGUGUGGAAUGCAAACAGAAAACACGGCCGCCGCUCGCUAUCUGUUUUGGUGAUAUCGCUCCGAUUCGACGGAGAGCGCUUUCCAGUUUAUCCCGGGCUGCUGGCCACCGACAACUUCUGGAGCGGGGAAUGUCUUUGGCCUGGAUCGUGUUGCUCGCCCUGCUAAUCUUGGAGAGGAACGGAGGUGGGGCACUUACCACCGGUUCCCUGCACUAUGGUCCACGUGGCUCCCGCCAUUCGUCCGACUUUGCGCAACGGAGGUCACGUCGGAUUGUGCGUAUUACCAGGACGGAAAGAGCAGUAAUGAGGCCCCAGAAGACCGAACAUGCUAAGUUUGUGAACAACUCUAUUUCGACAUCGGGCCGGACUGAGUAUAACAUGUGGCAGGUGCUCAGGGCCGAUGGGCGAGCCAACUUAUAUUUACUGUUCUUCACCAUCUACAUCAGUUACCUGGUCUACGUACUGUUUUAAGAUGGUAUUUUUGCAAAUAAACAUCCUAGUCCCAAGUUGUAUUGAAUGUGCGAUACAUUUUCUGUUUGCACAAUUUUAUUAAAAUGGAAA